Messenger RNA from Echinostoma caproni, 1401 nucleotides. Lineage: Eukaryota; Metazoa; Platyhelminthes; Trematoda; Plagiorchiida; Echinostomatidae. The record is from the annotation of a GenBank genome assembly.
AUGACCGUCGAUCGUGUAGCUCAGGGGUACGGGUAUGAAGUCCCGAUCCGAAUGUUCGCGGUUCGAGUCCUGACAGUCCUGACAGUUAAUCGAAUCAUACGCCCCUUGGAUUGGGUCGAAUGUCCCGGGUGCCCACGUUACCCAAUCGACCCGGUGACCAGUGCCACAACCAGGACAGUGUGGGUACGUGGUCCAUAUCCUACUUCUUGUCUGGAAAAUUGUAUCAAAAAGACCAUGCAUCAAGCAUUCUGGGACAUUCUGCGUUCCAGUUUAGAAUCAGACCCACCAGAUUUCGCUCCAGCACUACGUCUGUUGGCAGAAGUCAAGCAGUCAUUGAACGGUCUGGUUCUGCCGAAUCAGAAGACCCUUCAAAAGUUAAUUGACAAUUCUUUGGAUUUGGACGUUGCCCGUGUACAGCUGGAAGAAACAGGUCAGGUCUGUUUAGAAGCAUAUGCGGAACAGGCAUUUGCUCUGCUGGAAAAAAUGCACAUGGAUUUGGCCAAUUUUACCAUUGCUCAAAUGCGGCCGUAUAUUCGACAACAAGCGGCCACAUACGAGCGGACCAAGUUCACCGCAUUUCUCGAGGCUCAGCAAGCGGUCGGUGUUGACGGGCUGGUUCACACGCGUAACUGGAUUCGCGAGGCUUACGAACAACUGGCUCCGUCAUCAGACGAGCACAGCACCGAAUUCACAACAGGUACCAUCGCAUCGGCGCCCAGUGCACCUCUCUCCUCCACUUUGCCUCAAUCAGCCUCAUGCGGUGCGGAUGAUUUGAUUGGAGCUUCCGAUCCGUCCCUAAUCCCUCCCACACCGAACAAUAUACUGCGCGAGGCCUAUUUGCUGUUGCUAACACGUACGACUGCGAACAACUGGCCCGAGACAGUGAUCAUGGAUCAACAACGUAUUACAGAUAUUGGUGCACACCUUUCCCUUAUUGUCAAACUGUCCUCGUUGGUUCUAGUGGUGUGCAACUAUGUGGCCUUUAAUGCCACUCGCAUUUUCCCCAGCACCUCAUCCGUUCGACUGGACUCCACCAUCAUGCCCGAGCUGAAACAGUCGCUCUGUCGUUCAGGUUUACUUGCCCUGACUACCGACCAGAAAGAGGUACCCGACAGCGAAACAGACACAGCAGACCAAAUUGUUCUUACCGUGGAGCACUGGUGCAAUCGAGUUCUCAACAACAGAUCCACUACUCAGUUUACCGCGUCCAGUCCAACGGAUCCACACGUCGCACCGUUCCUUUUACCGACUGCGGUUGUCGAGCCGCUGAAAAAACAAAUUGGCGAUGUGCUGAAUGCCAUUCAUCCAAUCUACGCGCUCAUGUGUGAGUUUAAAUUUGUCGAUCUGGAUAGCAAUUCUAUUGACUCUGCUCCGUUGUUCCUUUUUAACACAAAGCAAUAG